AUGGUGGCGGCGACUAGAUCACAAACCAAGGAUGCGCCUGGGGCCGCGCAGACAGCUUCAUCAUCCCUGCUGGUUAAUCCUACCGUCCAAGAAAACUGGCCCGCUAAUCCGACGACGCCGGCAGAGUUCAAUGCAUGGAUGGCUGAAACCAAGGCCGCUCUGGAAAAAUGGCUACGCGAAGCUGAGGCCGCGGCCAAAGACCCGGCGAUCGAAGAGACCAUCGACGACUACAACAAAGAAGCGCUGGAGAGAUGGCAACCAUUUGAACGACAAACGGACGUAGAAACAGGCAUCAUCCAUGACGCCACGCAACAAGCGGCGAUGAAAAGAGCCGUACUACGAGAAAGGAGGACGCGCGAGGCUAUACACGACGAGCACAGGACAUGGAGAAAGUUCGUCGAGUACCGAUACGCGCAAUCUGCCUGGGAAGACUUCCUAUACUACCAGAAUGUGUGGAAUAGAAGAGGACACGAUCCCUGGAAGAUAUACAGGGAAACAGCUGCCGAGCAAAGAUAUCAAGAAGCACUUGGAUCGCUCAGCGCGCAAGCAAGAAGAGAAGGCGGAGAAUCGGAUCCAAAUGAGGACACAGUAGGAAGACCACCAAAAACCCACCAGGCCCAGGAAUCAAAGACUCACAAGCCCGGUACAAACAACCAGAACAAGCUCGACCGAACGAAGAUCAACGCCUACACCGACGCCUUCCACGACCCUUACAUGGUAUGGGUAAAGCACAUGAUCGACCUGUACAAAGGAGCGUGUCUCGGAUAUCGAAAGCGCGUUCCUGGCGUUGUGGCUCCUGAGAAUGCGCAUCGGUAUAGCCAACCGCCUCGUGGUACUACGCCGCGGAGUACGCCACGCUAUCACCACCGCCGUCGUCAUAUCGAAGAAAGGUUUCCGCGUGUGAGACGGCAGCAGAUAGAUAGGGCGGAGGAUGAAGAGGAGUAUCGGACGAAAGCGCAGAGAAGCCGGGAUAUGCGGCUCGAAAGGAGGGGUAGAAUGCAGGCGAUUACAUGGAGUAUCGACGAAAAAGCGUACGAGAGAUUGAGAGCCGAGAAGGAGAAGGAAUUCAGCCGCAAUCCGCUCACAAUCAGUUUACUACCAGAAGGUCACAAAACCCACCACGGCAGUCUAGAAACAAGUUUCAACUGGCCCACAUCCUUCGACACCCCCGUCUCCACCAUCCUCAAGACCAUAAAAACGCGAGACCACGUCUACGAACCCCUCAGCGACACCGAACACGACCCCGAACACGACCCCGAACACAGCCCCUCCGACCCCAGCCGCAGAAAAAGAUUCUUGGGCUACAAGAAGUCCGAAAACGGACAGCGUAUCAAGAAAAUCGACAAAAGACCACACUACCAGCGCGAAAUCCACAUGCGCGAAGGCCUCGUCUUCGAACACCAGAUGCUUGCCGAUGGAGCGGUAAAAGGUCGGGACCGCAACGGUGAAUGGAUUGGAGAUUGGGUACCGGGCCAGAUAGCAACGCCCGUUUGGGUUUACGAUGGAGACGGUGAGCGUAUUCCCUUGCCACCGCGACAUGAAUCAAGGAACAGAUUCUCGACUUUCCUGGUCAAGGAAUCGCAUAUUAGGGAGACGCGGCGCCAGCGCCAGCAAGAUGCAGGACGGGAGUAUGAGUUAUCGGAUGAUGAAGAUGAGGCAUGUGUAACCUCGAAUGCCAAUUUUUCGAGAUCGGGCAAUGUGAACCCCGAUUUGUUGGGGAAUCCUUGGGCGUACAACAUCGACAGCGACGACGAAGGGGAAGGUGUUGAUCACCCUGGUGAUAGCGAUGAUGACGAUAGUGAUGAUGACGGCGAUUUGUUUGCGGAGUCGUAUAGAGAGUGCUCGGAGAGUCCUGCGACGAAACGGGCGAGGGUGUUGUUGGAGGAUAUGCGGGAGAGGUUUGGUGUGCUUGGGGGCUGGACUGUUGAGACUGUUAGGGAUUUGCAACGGGAUGGUAAUGAUGGUUCUGUGGUUGUUGGGGAUGAAGAGAUUAUGGAUUGGUAUCAGGACGAGGCGGAAAGGCCGUAG
This is a messenger RNA of Alternaria infectoria, 2028 nucleotides long. RefSeq lists its product as uncharacterized. NCBI's taxonomy places the organism in Eukaryota, Fungi, Ascomycota, Dothideomycetes, Pleosporales, Pleosporaceae. The record is from RefSeq and is a predicted model, not a curated record. The transcript has a single exon. The coding region runs from base 1 to 2028 and encodes 675 amino acids.